AUGCGGGCACAGCUCGAACGGGCCGAGCGCAGUCAUUUACAUGAGGAGUCAAAUCACAAGGGCAUCGCGCAAACGAGAGGACGCGAACAAGUUCACUUAAGCAUCAGCUUGACCCCCUCCAAACUUGCCAAGAAACAGCCACCAUCACCACGGCGUAUCCGCAACCGUGAGGAAGGAAGCACAAGCGUCACCUCCCGUUCUAGACCCCACACAACUGCUCACAACAGCGAGUCUGCCACGCUAGCCCUGAUCUUGCAGCGCCUAACAGCAAUAGAACAACGGGAUGCCAAUCCACGAUGCCAACCAGUGUUCGCAGCCAGGCCAGGCCCAUUCACUACGAGAGUAAUGAACACCGUGCGUCCUUCUCAAUCCAAGAGCCCAAAAAUCACGCCGUACACAAGCGAAGGCGAUCCAUUCCGGCACAUUGAUAACUUCAAAAAAGUCACUGCCAGUAGAGAAUUCGACGACGCCACCUUGUGCCACCUAUUCAGCGAAACACUAGAUGGGGAUGCCAUGAAUUGGUUCUUCGAACAACCGGCGAACUCUAUGGAUUCCUUCACGCAGUUGACCAUAGCAUUUCUUAAUCGGUUUAUCCUCAUGGCCGGAGCCGCCCACACAACUGAUGGCCUAUUUCAAGUAAAACAAGAGAACAUGGAAACAUUGGGCACCUUCGUCAUGCGAUGGCAGACAGCAGCAUCCAAAUGUUGGAACCUGAACAAAACGCUCGCCUUGACCGCUUUUAAGGAGGGACUACGGUCAGAAAACUUCUUGUUCCACAUCAAUGUGGACCCUCGAAUGCGCAGUGCCACAUAUGAUGACAUCAUGACUGAAGCAGUACGAUACGCUCAGGCAGAAUACGUCACAUACGGAGAGAAGCGGACCCCAGUACCAUCAGACAAAACCACUGUGCCGCAGACAUCUACACACACGACUACCCUCCAGCGCGAGCUCUUCCCUAACACAGAAGACCAUAGCAAAGGCAGGAAAAGAGAGUGGCAUCAAGCCAAUCACCGUGAUGCGCGCAACAACGAUCGGCAUAGAGGCCGGGACAAGAACAGGAGACUUGACCAUAAACGUCGCGACAACAGAGAACCUCGCCAAGUUAACGCAAUGGAACGCCGUAGUGAACACACACCGCCUAGGGAAGAGACCCUGGAAGACUUUUUCCACAAACAUCAGGGCACGCUGAGGAAACCAGCAAGACCACUACGCCCCCAAACCGAAGCAGAAACUGGUAAGUGGUGCAGGUUUCACGAAAAUGGAAGCCAUAACACGAAUGAUUGCCGCACCCUCCGCAUACUAAGAGCCAAUGGCGACACGGGGUUCGCCUGGCGCAGCAAAGGGUACAGCAGAAGGCAGGUGUACGCCAUCACAGGAGGAAACGCUAAGCGACAUAAGGAGGGAUGGAAACCGAUCACCUUCACUGAGGAAGAGGAAAUUGGCAUCUCCUUACCCAAUGACGACGCUUUCCUCAUAUACGCAAUCUUGGGCGGACAGUGGGAUGUAGGGAAGAUGAUGAUCGACGCGGGAUCCACAGUCAACGUCCUAUUCAAGGGUUGCUACGAAAAAAUGGAGCGUAGCGGCAAGAAGUUGGUACAAGACCACGAACCGCUAAUCAGCUUCUCUGGUGACAUAACCCAACCCCUAGGCUCGGAUUAUAUGACAGUACGCAUUGGGACCGCACCACGCACAGUUUGCGUCGAAGCUGAGUUCAUCAUAGUCGAUGCCUACAGCUCCUACAACGGGAUCAUCGGCCGACGUACACUUAACCGGAUGCGAACUUUCAUCGCCGGACACAUGAUGCUCAUAAAAUUCCCAACUCCGCACGGAACAUGA
This is a messenger RNA of Argentina anserina (silverweed cinquefoil), 1836 nucleotides long. RefSeq lists its product as uncharacterized. The coding region runs from base 1 to 1836 and encodes 611 amino acids. Lineage: Eukaryota; Viridiplantae; Streptophyta; Magnoliopsida; Rosales; Rosaceae. The record is from RefSeq and is a predicted model, not a curated record. The transcript has 2 exons.